Molecule: messenger RNA, 1791 nt
Organism: Pteropus alecto (black flying fox)
Lineage: Eukaryota; Metazoa; Chordata; Mammalia; Chiroptera; Pteropodidae
Gene: CUNH7orf57
Product: chromosome unknown C7orf57 homolog
Exons: 6
Coding region: 124-966 (280 amino acids)
Source: RefSeq, a predicted model, not a curated record
GACAAGGCCCACCUGCAUUAGGGAGGGUGACCUGCUUCACGCAGAGCCUAUUGACUUAAGUGUCCAUCUCAUCUAGAGACACCUUCACAGCAUGUAUGUCCUGUGGCAGUGUCCCCCGUCCCAAUGGCCCAUGCAGGACGAGCGCCCUCCAGGCAUGGCUGUGUUCCAGGCAGUGCACUAAACCACCUGACCUCGGCCCCCUCCUCCCCAGACUGGUACUACCACCUUCCUGCAAAGCGGUCCGAGAAGGCCGUGGAUGUCCCACCGGCGUCCCAGAUCCCAGGCCUCAGCGAGCUUCGGGACCCCCCCAAUGGGCACGUGCUGGGGACGCGGAGGUACUGGAUCAAAGAGACGGACUCGGAGUACGUGAAGCUGGCCAAGCAGGGCGGCCGGCCCGAUCUGUUGAUGCACUUGGUCCCCGGGGCCGGGUCCGGGACGGGGACCAGGAAAGGCUCCGCAGUCACCUACUCUCUGCCAGACUGGUACAUCCACCACAGCAAGCCGCCCACGGCCGACCAGAGGCCGGCCGCCCGGCGCGUCCCACUGACUCGGGGUUCUGUGUGCUCCCUCGCACAGGUGAGGCUGCCGGCCAUUCACACGAAGCCCCCCAGCAAAGCGGGGACCCCGCUGGGCCCCAGGGACCCGGCAGGAGGGAGACUCUCCUUCCCACCCAUGCCUGGCCUGAAAACGGGUUCACCCACAAACUUUUCCAAGCUUAUCAGCAAUGGCUACAGGGACGAGUGGUUACAGCAGCGAGGCCACGCAGACGAGGGCGCCCCGCAGGUGUCCGGAGCACCCGCGACGCCCCAGUCCCCGCGGGACCCUGCAGAGCGCGAGGAGGCCCAGCAGCCGCCCAGCCCCGAGGCCCCCCAGGGCCCCCAGGCCCCUGCAGAGGCUCAAGAGUCUUCUCCAGCAAGUCGCGCAGCCUCUCCGCCCGCCCCGGCGCCCGCCCCGGAGCCCCAGUAGACCCGAGGCAGGCAGGCGGCGCUCAGGGGUGCUCCCGCGGCUGACUGUCACAGCUCCCCCGACACGGCUCCCGGCACCGUCCUGAGCACGGACUCGUGAGAGGGUUUCUCAGCAGAUCGGACGUCACCGUCGCACAGGGGGGGUCGGGGGUGGGUUUUGCUGCCUGCGUUUCUGGGACGCGAGGUGGCCCCGCUGUCCUGGCACGGCCUGUGUCUUGGGACCAGCCACUUCCUCCCCGUCAGCUGACGUCACCGGCCGCGUGUCCCUCCCACUGGCAUCCCUGCUGAAUCUGUCGCUGAGACGAGACCAGGAGAAACUCGCAGACUUUUCCAUCGUUUGGCCCUGGAGCCUGUGUAGAAAUAAUUUUUCUGUUACAAAAAAAAUAAUUCCAGAAUAUUGUGAUCUAGUUUAUAUUAAGAAAAAGCUUAGUUUAUUAUGCCUUAAAGUUUUAAACAUUUAGUACUAAAGCAUUGGAGCAUGUACUUGUUUUAAAUUUUUGCUCGUAUCAUUUUACAUAAAGUGAAAUCUCUAAUAUUAAAAACCAUUUAUUAUUUUUAUCCUUUAAGUAAAAAUACGUAUAAUUUUAGUGUUUAAUUUAGCCUUCACAAAAAUUUAUUAAUAAUCGGAUUGAAUUCUCUUGUUUUAUAAAUUGUUACUGUUUACAUGCAAAUAAUUAGCACUAAAAUGUGAUUUUAUAUUUUGUACAUUUAAUUCGAUAGUAAAAUAAUAAUUUUCUGCUGGAAGAUUUUCAGAAAGCUAAAUAAGGUCACAGAUAUUUUCGUGUCUUUCGCAAAGUAAACUUAUCAUGAGCUUGCUCACCUAAAA